Molecule: messenger RNA, 1719 nt
Organism: Penicillium argentinense
Lineage: Eukaryota; Fungi; Ascomycota; Eurotiomycetes; Eurotiales; Aspergillaceae
Exons: 1
Coding region: 1-1719 (572 amino acids)
Source: RefSeq, a predicted model, not a curated record
AUGGCGGGCGUGGCUACGGCGUAUUCGACUGACGCCUUGGCCUCAUCUGGAGGCGCGGACACUGAGAAAUGGGAGUUUGCGGUACCGAUCAGCGGCGACGUAAGUACCUCAUCUCCGAUCCCACUCCGAGCCCUUCGGGGUCCCGUGCCUGUUGCUGUAGGAAAUCAAUCGGUGCGAUGGAAUGGAUGCGGAUGGACGGGAGAGAAAGAAAGGGAGGAGCUUAUGACUGACCCCCUCGCACAGGGCACUACCCAGCAUUCUUCAAAACCACGGACCUCUCACGAUUCAAGCUCUGUCCGUGCGAGAUCUACCAGGAAUCGAAACUCCAAUGGCUCACGCAGCUCCUCCGUCUCCCGAACCGUUCACGGACACGAUGCUCCUUACUAUUCCACCCGCGGCCGACGAGACCAGAGUUUAAACCGACAUGGCAGCGACCUCAGCAGCCGACGCGAUACCUCCGGCCAGGACAUCACAAACGGCAAGGAACUCGGCGACGACCAGGACGAGGCUUCGUCCAACACCCAAGAAAUGAAUCACGAAAACUGGAUCCAUCGGGACAAGCUCGCCAAAAUCGAGAGCGAAGAGUUACACCAGGCGGCCAUAAUGUUUCAACGGCGGAUGAGAACCGAGAGCAAGUCAAGUGUCGGACGUGGACGGAGCCAUGAUUCUCAGCAGAGCACCGCAAAUGGUGACACGGCGGUGAACUCACCCAGCGCAGAGCACUCAGAGCCCUGGCCUGAACUGCGGGAAGAACAGCGGGGCGGUGCGGGCACUGGUGAUGGUGAUGAUGAGGACGAUGAGGACCGUAAACACUGGGAUUUGCGCCGGCCCGAAGAAAUUGCUGCGGAUGAAGCGGCGGCCAGCAUCUACAGUCACCCGGGUUUGCGAAAGAGCUCUUCCAGGAUUCCUAUUUCGACUGCUAGUCCGGUGCCUCUGAUUCCCGGACGCGAGUCUCGUGGCCCUCGCAGCCGUGCUGCCACGGACGAGAUGGAUGACAGUGAUUUCUCUCGAGGUCGUAGAGCUAGUGAACCCCUUCAAACCGAUGCGGAACCUACCACUCCCUCACCCGGAAGCCGUCCCAACAGCCGAGGAUUUAGCACUACCCAAAAUACCCCUGCGAAGAAGACCUCAGCGAAGGCCACCGGAUCUGCCACGCGCAAGACUUCUGCGCCCCCUACGAACCGAAAGACCUCUUCGACGGCUAGGUCGCGAGCCGUCUCUGGCAACGCAAACCAGCGACCUACCACCCGGGGCAACGAAAGCCGUCCGACAACCGCUGUGAACCGUCCAGAGGGUGAUCCUCCAUGGCUAGCUACUAUGUACAAGCCAGACCCUCGCCUCCCUCCUGAUCAGCAAAUGCUUCCCACCCUCGCCAAGAAGAUGCAACAGGAACAAUGGGAGAAGGAAGGCCGAACCCCCACCACUUAUGACCGCGACUUUGCGCCUCUGGCUGUUCACCCUAACGACAUGCCUCAUGUCCCACCAAAGACAGAGGAACCGGAGGAGCCAGCCGAGCCAAAGGUCGAAGAGCCACCUCAGCCCCCCAAGAGCCCUGAGCCACCGCGUCCGAACACGAGCACUGGCUACAGCACCAUGCCGAAGGUCCAGGAUACGCCGCCGUUGGGAUUGACUCCCAACCCGAACUGGAACCCUCCAGUUGUGUCUGCACAAGAGCAACCCAAGAAAGAAAAGAGUUGCGGAUGCUGCAUCGUUAUGUGA